AUGGCUUUGGCGAGACGCGAGACGCGCGCGAUGGGCGUCGUCGCGCGCGCGCGCGCGGGCGCGGAGGAGAAGGUGGCGGUGACGUCGGCGUGCGGCGCGGUGGCGCUGGCGACGAUCAACGCGAUGUUCCCGGAACACGCGAGCGCGCUGUCGAUUCGGGACCCGGUGUUCGGGGACAUCGAGGUUUGGCAGUUCUUGGUGCUCACGGCGGGAUACUUCAUCGGGAUCGAGAUUUACUUGGAUAAGAAGUACGACGAUAACAACAAGACGGUGAUGCCGACCGUGCAAAAGAAGAAGGAAAGCGACGAGGAGACGAGCGCGGAAGAGUGA
This is a messenger RNA of Ostreococcus lucimarinus CCE9901, 330 nucleotides long. RefSeq lists its product with no specific name. Bases 1 to 330 code for a protein of 109 amino acids. The record is from RefSeq and is a predicted model, not a curated record. The transcript has a single exon. Lineage: Eukaryota; Viridiplantae; Chlorophyta; Mamiellophyceae; Mamiellales; Bathycoccaceae.